AUGGCUUCCCCGGAACCACCUCGACCGAUGCCAGAGAUUGAUGAUAGUAUCCGCGACAACUUCUGGAAGAGAGUCUUUGCUGGUGGCUGGGCCACCGACAAGCCCAAUGUUUUGGAGCCUAGGUCGAAUAUGCAGGGAGAAUUUCCUCGCCGCAUGAUCAAGCACGCCAUCGUUGGCGAGUUAUCAGAUACCAUAGAGUAUGACGAAACAAAGUCCACGUAUCAGAGCACUGCUAUUCUCGUGGCAGCCAAACCGGAUAUCCAGAACGACUUGGUAGACUUUGCAUACUCUUACCAAAGCGGCUCAGUCUUCUCGGACUGUGAGAAGAGGCCCAUUUUCAAGGAAGACAGCAUGAACCAGCCCUCCCGAGUUCUAAAAGAUAAAGCCGAAGCCAUACGCGCUUGGGACGAAGCUCAGAUGGAAUGGCUUGGUGAAUAG
Molecule: messenger RNA, 438 nt
Organism: Colletotrichum costaricense
Lineage: Eukaryota; Fungi; Ascomycota; Sordariomycetes; Glomerellales; Glomerellaceae
Exons: 2
Coding region: 1-438 (145 amino acids)
Source: RefSeq, a predicted model, not a curated record